Annulohypoxylon maeteangense is the source of this 1283-nucleotide messenger RNA. RefSeq lists its product as uncharacterized. The transcript has 3 exons. Lineage: Eukaryota; Fungi; Ascomycota; Sordariomycetes; Xylariales; Hypoxylaceae. Gene Ontology annotation, molecular function: GTP binding. Bases 4 to 1164 code for a protein of 386 amino acids. The record is from RefSeq and is a predicted model, not a curated record.
GUCAUGGGAAAGACGGGAUGCGGGAAAUCUAGUUUCAUAUCAAAACUCGCCGUUACAGAUUACACUGGCGCAGUUGGACAUAAUCUUAAGUCUGAAACCCACCUCAUCCAUGAGAUAGAAUGCAGAGUCGGGGGUCGCAGGGUACUGUUGAUUGACACACCAGGCUUCGACGAUACCGCAGGCGAGGAUGUCAUUGUUCUUGAAAGUAUUGCAAAAUGGUUGCAUACUUCGUAUAAUGACAAGAAGUUCCUAUCCGCCCUCAUAUAUAUGCACGAUAUAGGAGAAACUCGAGUCGGACGCUCUUCUGUAAAAUCCUUCAAGUUGUUCAGAAAGAUCACCGGCCAGGAGAACAUGAAAAACGUCGUCUUACUGACGACAAAAUGGGAUGACCUCGGAAGCGAUCAGCUUAGAGGCGCAGAACGGGAAUCUCAACUCAAGAUGAACUCGGACUUUUGGAAAGGCAUGAUAGCCGACGGUGCUUCGUUCAUGAGGCACGACGGCACGACUAAGUCAGCCGAGAAUGUCGCGGUCGGCCUCUUGGAUAAAACGCUUGUCAUCCUCAACAUGCAGAAGCAGAUGGCUGGUGGAAGUUCCCUAGCCAAGACAGAUGCUGGCGCUUACGUUAACGAGGAGUUGAUCAGAUUCCAGCGAGAAGCAGAAGAGAAUAUCCUCCAACUAAGACAAGAAUUCGAGCGAGCCUCGCGCCAAAAGAAUACGGUACUGGAAACCCAACUUCGAGAGCACUACGACAGAAAGAUCGGCGAGUUGGAAGAAAACCGGAAGCAGCAGCAGAGGCUAUUGGAAGUCAAGCUCCAGGAACAGGAAAACAGGAUGGAGGCUGCGGCAAAGAAAAAGGAGGACGAUGAAAAGGAACAACAAAACAGGGAUAUCAGAGAUGAGCUGAGGCUAUAUGAGCUGAUAUAUCGACAACACUGUAACGUUGCAACUAUUGCUAUAGUUGCAAUAUUUAUACAAGUUGUUGAGGCUGUAACAACCACAGCUAUUGCAAGGGCCAUACUAUUUACAAUCGCUGCGGCAAUCAUGCCAGGUGUAGUUGUGAAGAUGGUCGCAAACAACAUAGCACAUAUACGAUACGCAAGGGCAGCAGCGGAGCCCCCCAAAAAUAAAGCAGUGAUACUAUCCGACAUCACGAUACAGGCCUAACAGGAAGAGACUACUUUGAAUCUAACUACGAUCAGACCUCCAGCAAAGCAGGCAUUGAGCGCUCAUUGAGCGCUCAUUGAACGAUUAAAAUCAUGAAUGAUACGUUGAUUUUUGUGGAC